AUGAAUCGCAAAACUCCUUCCUUAGAAUUAAAGUUAGAGCGUUAUGACAUGAUGUCUGAUAAUGUGGUCUGGAACGAUCAUAGCAUACUGAAACUGCCGCAAGUUGGAUGCUUGUUCAAUACAGAGUCACAUCAGAGACGUUCGAUUAUGGGGGUAAUGGGCGCUGAUCGGCCUCUUGCAGGUCACCAUACUUCACCGUGGACUGACUCCUCGUGUCACGAUGCUAUGGAUGUCUUUAGGAAGAAAAGUCUGGGACUUAGUGAUAUGAACGUGAUCCGAAGCUGGAUAGAGAUAGAUCUUUUCAAACACAAGUUCAUACUAAAUGACUUCCACGAUUCUGAUGAGCUUUCGAGCGUAAUAUGUUACCAAGCAUAA
Molecule: messenger RNA, 375 nt
Organism: Strongylus vulgaris
Lineage: Eukaryota; Metazoa; Nematoda; Chromadorea; Rhabditida; Strongylidae
Source: the annotation of a GenBank genome assembly